UUUAUUCCAAGGGUUUAUUUCCGGAGUGGGCCGUUAUUGAUGCGAGUGGAGGCUCAAAAUUCGGUGGAGACAUGAACAUGUACACAGUUCCAAGCCCGGGAAUACCCGGAUGCCCACCUGGGCUGGAAUACCUUACUCAGGUGGAUCAGCUGCUCAUCAAACAGAAAGUUGAACUCGUUGAAGCUCUGGUGGGCUUUGAGAGCAACAACAAGUACGAGGUGCGCAACGCCAUGGGCCAGAACGUGUUCUACGCCGUGGAGGAGAACGACUGCCUAAGUCGACAGUGCUGCGGCCCCAUGCGUCCCUUCUCCAUCCACGUCCUGGACAAUUUUGGACAGGAGGUCAUCACCGUCACCCGCCCGCUCAAAUGCAUGUCCUGCUUCUUCCCUUGCUGUCUGCAAGAGCUGGAAGUGCAGGCCCCCCCAGGCAACACGGUGGGCUACGUGGUACAGCAGUGGCACCCGUUCUCCCCUAAAUUCAUCGUCGCCAAUGAACACUCGGAGCCCGUCCUCAAGAUCCACGGUCCUUUCUGUGGAUGGAGCUGCCUUCCAGAUGUGGACUUUGAGAUUCUGACCAUGGAUGAAGUCAGCAAGAUCGGGAAAAUCAGCAAACAGUGGACGGGCCUCCUUCGGGAAGCGUUCACAGAUUCAGACAACUUUGGCAUCCAGUUUCCCAUGGACCUGGACGUGAGGAUGAAGGCCGUCAUGAUCGGAGCAUGUUUUCUCAUCGAUUUUAUGUUUUUUGAGACGACUAACUAAAGAGUAGAAGAAAUUGCUCUCCUGCAACACUGCUGGAAGAAGGAUCAGGGCCAAAAUGCUGCUCCACAGCGCCAUGCAACCUUCAUCAGAUCAGGUUUUUUAAAAAGCUGAAUGGAUGUGGAGAUAGAAUGCUCGUUUUUUGACAGCUGCAUUCGUAUCCAGUUUGUUACUCGUUUCAGUUUGAAUUGGUGCAUACGUUUUUUUUUGUUUUUUUUAUUGCUCGUGUUCACGUUGAGUUUGCUGAGCCAACACAGAAGCAUCAAUUAGUGAAAUACAUAAAAAAAAGAUGUUAAGUGAGACCUCAUAGCGUUUGUGUGACUUUUUAAGGCAUAGGGAAUUGAAAUAGUACACCGUGUGUGUAUAGAAGUAAUAUUGCAUACAAAUGACUUUUGUUUGUGAUCCAGAUGUUUUAUUGGAACAAAGAGCAAUGUGUCUGCCCUGCUUUCUGUAUGUGUGCUGUAAGUGAACCAGUGUGAAGAUUACACAUCACAGUAUGGGUUAGUUAAGGCUUUCAAGCGUACGUUCCAGUGUGGUCCACAAGAGGGCGCCAGCUUUUCAUCUAAGAAAACGAACAAGCCUCUGAUCUGCUUUCUGUCAUGUUUGUAUUAAGAUAGUAGUGUAUAUUUUUGGACAAUCUCAGGUUGGAAUGCAUGCUACUUGAAUUUAAUGUCAGCAACUGCUUACUCACUUGUAACUGACUAUGGAUUGUACACAUUCACUGAACAUGUUCUAUUCAAAAUAUUUCUAUUUUCUAUGUUGCUACACGGUGUUAGUAUUGUAGCAAAAACUCCAACUGAAGCAUUAGUUACAUUGGUAGUCAUUGUUUUUCUUCAGAUAUGCAGGUCUUUCAUGUUUUAUUAUUAGUUUGAAACUGUUUCAAAUAAUGAGUUGAGUGAAAUAUCUUUGUUCCUUAUGCAACAUUAAAGUAUGU
Dunckerocampus dactyliophorus (ringed pipefish) is the source of this 1689-nucleotide messenger RNA. RefSeq names its product phospholipid scramblase 1. Gene Ontology annotation, biological process: plasma membrane phospholipid scrambling. The transcript has 7 exons. Gene Ontology annotation, cellular component: plasma membrane. NCBI's taxonomy places the organism in Eukaryota, Metazoa, Chordata, Actinopteri, Syngnathiformes, Syngnathidae. The record is from RefSeq and is a predicted model, not a curated record. Gene Ontology annotation, molecular function: phospholipid scramblase activity. Bases 72 to 758 code for a protein of 228 amino acids.